UGUGCGUGUGCGUGUGUGUGUGUGUAUUGUGUGCGUGUGUAUUUGUAUCACAUUUUCAUUGCUGUGUCGCUUUUGGGAUCGUAUAUAAUCGAUGCCAACAACUCCCAUAUCUGCAGCUCACCAUUGAUCAAUUUCUGCAACUGCAAGAGCGGAUACGAAACUUCGAGGGCAUGCUUGGCGGCAGCAGCGGGGAGCGUUUAUGCACGCCAAGCACUUCGGCCGGACCAUUUCGAAUUUUCUCCGUGGCCGGAUUCCAGAAUCGCGCCAACGAUAUUGUCUAUUGUCCGCCAAUAGUGCGGCAACAGUCCCAGCAUGUUGACGACUCGAAGGCGAUCAUUUAUUUUGGUGGCGAUGUGCAGGACUUUCCGGAGAGCAUGGAAACGAACAGAGACAGUCGCGGCUACAUGAAAUACAAUCUAGAGAACUCUGCGAUACUGCUGCGUGAAGCCUUUCCGCGAUCCCACAUUAUAGUCAUACGGCCGGUUCGCAUGGAAUUCAAGACCUUCAGCUGCUUCGACAAUUUCGUGCGUGGUAAUAACGCUGGUGUGCCAGAUCACACGCCUAUGAACCAUGCGCUGCAACAUUUAGAAAAACUGCUACAGAAUCUAUCGCAACGCCUGAUCUCCAUACCCGAGAAUGAAAUACUUGAUCAGGCGGCACAGGCAGCGGCAGCAGCUGCUGCCGUUGCGGCUGCUGCAGCCGCCGCAGCGUUAACGCUCUCCAAUGCCACGGUUAACUCAGACACUGGCCCAUCCUCAGCGGCGGUAAAUGACAGCAGUCAGGAGAUGGAUAUAGAUAUAUUGCAGGUGCAGGAGAAUGUUACAGUUGAUGCAGAUGGUGCAGUGAUCUUUCCCAUAAUCUCCGCUGGCCUCACGGCAACGGGUACAACCACAAAUAACACAACACCUGCUGCCGACACCGUGAACAAUGGCAACAACAAAGACGCAACCACUAAUAGCCAUCAGGAGCUGAACAAUCAACUGCAGCAGCAAAUAGCCGCAAAGGCAACAGUAUCAGCGCCAGCGAACAAUGUGGAACACUACAACAAUAUAAACAGUAGCAUCGAUUGUGCUGCGUUGCAGUCGUCAUUGCAAACGCAACCGCUGCAGCCGCGACCGACAACGCCCACAUCCGAGAACAAUCCGUUGUGGUGGCGCGAGAAUCUCAAUCUGGACAAGUCCAAACUGGUGCUGAUUGGCUUUAGCAAGGGCUGCGUCGUGCUCAAUCAAUUUAUCUAUGAGUUUCAUUAUCUGAAAACGCUGACGCCGGACGACAGCAGCAUGUGCCGGUUGCUCUCGCGCAUAACAGAUAUGUACUGGUUGGACGGCGGGCACGGUGGCCAGAAGAACACAUGGAUAACAUCACGAAGUUUGCUCGAGACGCUCACGCGAAUGGGCAUGAACAUACAUGUGCACCUCACACCGUAUCAAGUGCAGGAUGAUCGGCGGCCCUGGAUACGCAAGGAGGAGAAGCUUUUCACGGAAAUGUUGCGGCGUUUGAAUGCGCCAAUUACACGACAUCUGCACUACGAUAACCAGCCGGCGAAUCUGAUGACGCACUUUGAAGUGCUGCAAGCCUUCUGCCAGCAUGUCCAUUCACUCAAUCAACAGCAGCAACUGCAGCAGCCGGCUGGCAAUGAGCUGCCCAUUGUGGCUACCAACAAUGGCGCUGGCAGUAUUAGCAACAGUCUGCUGGAUGCCAGCGAGGAGGCAAAGUGACAGCUUCAAUUGCAUCCCCAUCAUCACAGGCGGCGUUUGCAUGCGAUGCGCAAAGGCGCCGCCGCAGCUAAGCGAUUGCAGCUGCAGCAGUUGCGCCAGAGGCAAAAACUGCUCCUUUCCACAGAUGUGGCCGCAUCGACGUCGGAUUCAUCUCGCUUGGCCGCAUUAUUGAUAUCAUCAGCGGUGGCCCUUACUGAUGCAUCGACCUCGGCUGCGGCUGCAACGGCGAGCCUUGUAAAUAAUAAUCAUCAAAGCCAUAUGCAACAACCAGAAGAACAGCAGCAACCAGAACAGCAACAACCAGAACGGCAGCAACCACAACAGCAACAGCAGCAACAUCAACAAGACAGUUUAACACCACCUCACCAUGAGCAACAGCAGAACUUGGAGGAACCACAGCAACCGCCGGAACCAACAACCAACCAUUCACAUUCAAAUUCACACAAGCACACUCACAGACAUCACCAUCGCCACCACCACCAUCACCAUCACCACGAGCCAAAUCAAUCACACAACCAUCAUCACUGUCGCUCGAAACGCAAACUGCAAAAAUUGUAUUAUACGCUUUGCCGUUAGACUUGUACACCUAAUUAUAAAUUACUUAUACAUACAUUUUAUGCAACCGUAUUUUGUUUAAGAGUAGCUUAAGCUCCCCUACUCAACUCUCUUUUUAUACAUAUUCUAUGUAAAGCUAAGGUUUAGGUUCAAAAGUCGUGUCAAUUGUGCUGAAACAGAUUCUAAUUGUAUAUUUUUCAUUAAUUUAUAUUUUGACGUCCAGACUAUUUAUUUAUUUUAUUUUGUUGUCCUUAUAUACAUAUCCCAUCUUUAAACUAUCUUUGAUUGGCUAAAUCUAAAGCAAAAAAUCUCAUCAGUGCAAUAAUACAUAACAUUUUUUUUUUUUUAGUUUUGCCUAUGUAAUCUUUUAACUUCCAUCUAUUUAAAAUGUAUACGCGUAAAUUGAUCUACCGACGUUAAUAGGAACGUUUCGAUCAAAGAAUUUAUAUCAAACUAACAAUUUAUCCACACAAACAUAGAGCCGCAAGUAUCCAAACAAUAUUCAAUAUAGAAAGCAAAACAAAAACUCUGAUUAAGUAUUACUUAGCGUUAAGUAAGCAUAAUUUAAGCUCCAAAACUUACAACAUUUAAGCUUACAAAAACAAAAGGAAACCCCUUAUAGUAAUGCCUUUAUUGUACUUUAUUUAAUGAAUUUUGUAAGAUUACAAAAACUAUUUUUGCUCUAUGUAUUGUGUACGUAGUUCAUCAUGUACUGCGAAAUUCUAAGUAGCCCAUCUCAAUGAAAAUAAUAAAAAAAAAAACAAUGACAAAUUUUACAUUACAAACACGUUCCUUAAUACAACCACUAAAUCCACACCUAUCAUCACUUAUAAAACAGAUAAAUGCAGCAGACAGCAGACUAAACUUAUCGUAUGUUUCAAAGAAAUACAUACGUGCAAAGUGAUUUAAUACUUAUAUUAUUGCUUAUAAUCGAAUAACAACCAUUUCGUACCUUUGUAAAAUUUGCAGUUAAAAAUUGUCAGUAAAGCUUAAAAACAAAAUAUAUAUAUAUAUGCUGCGAAUUUUAAACCAAAUUUGAAGACAUUAAAUGAUAAUGUUGUCAUUAGAAAAUAGGGUUCUAUGUAAAACAUUCUUCUGAUUUAUGCAAAUGUAGUAAUAAAAGAAAUUAAGCAUAA
Messenger RNA from Drosophila grimshawi, 3409 nucleotides. Its product is annotated as UPF0565 protein C2orf69 homolog. Lineage: Eukaryota; Metazoa; Arthropoda; Insecta; Diptera; Drosophilidae. The record is from RefSeq and is a predicted model, not a curated record. The transcript has 5 exons. The coding region runs from base 171 to 1718 and encodes 515 amino acids. Gene Ontology annotation, cellular component: mitochondrion.